AUGUAUAAUAUAUCAGAAAGUGCAAUUGAAGCACUUUUAAAAUUUAUGAAAUUAGUUCUAAUUGUAGUCAGUGGUAUGGAAUUUAAUAAUUUUCCUAUAUCUAAGUAUAAAGUGAAUAAAGCACUUGGAUUGUCUGAUAAAUUUGUUA
Messenger RNA from Racocetra persica, 148 nucleotides. Lineage: Eukaryota; Fungi; Glomeromycota; Glomeromycetes; Diversisporales; Gigasporaceae. The record is from the annotation of a GenBank genome assembly.